AGUGCGCCCACAGCCCAAGAGCAUCUCCCUCGUUGACUUGCGGCCUGGAAUGUGAUCAUAGCUCGCAUCCAUUUCUAAGCAACUGGACCAGUUUGUAUCAAUCUUACUCCUCCAAUUCUCCACCAGUUCAUUUCCUUCUUCCGCUCAUAAUGACUCUCCUCCAUGUCUUCCUCGGACUCCUCCUCUCCCUGCACGCGGCGGCGUCGCGGCGUGGUGCCGCCGCCGCCAUGGACACGGUGUCAGCCGGUAAUGGGCUCGCCGGCAGAGACAGGCUCGUCUCCAACAACACCAAGUUUGCGCUCGGCUUCUUCAAGAUGGACAGUAAGUCCUCCCACACUUACCUCGGCAUCUGGUUCAACAAGGUCCCUAAGAUAAUGCCGGUUUGGUCUGCCAACGGCGAGAGCCCGGUCAUCGACCCCAUCUCGCCAGAGCUCGCAAUCGCCGGUGACGGCAACUUGGCCAUCUUAAAUCAGGCCACCAAGAAAGUCAUAUGGUCCACCCAUGCCAAUGUCACAACCAACGACACCAAAGCUGUGCUCAUGAACAAUGGCAACUUCGUCCUACACAGCUCCUCAAACUCAUCCAUGGUCUUCUGGCAGAGCUUUGACUACCCAACCGACACCCUUCUCGCCGGCGCAAAGAUUGGCUGGGACAAGACCACCGGCCUGAACCGCCGCCUUGUUUCAAGGAAAAAUUUGAUUGACCAGGCUCCUGGUCUCUACACUCUGGAGAUGGGACAGAAUAGGCUUGGUCAUCUCCUGUGGAACUCAACACUAGAAUUCUGGACCAGCGGGGCAUGGAACGGCCGUUACUUCAACCUAGCACCCGAGAUGAUUGGCGCCCUGACACCAAAUUUCACAUUCAUAAACACUGAGAAUGAGUCUACCUUCAUGUACACGUUGCGGGAUGACACGGCCAUUGUGCAAUGUGCGAUAGAUGUCUAUGGCCAAGGGCUGGUGGGUGCAUGGUUGGAACCCAUACAUAACUGGUUGAUCAAUUACAGGCAGCCUAUCUUUCAAUGCGACGUCUUUGCAACCUGUGGACCUUUCACAAUCUGUAGAGAAAAUGCAGAUCCACUCUGCAGCUGCAUGAAGGGUUUCUCGCUGGGAUCACCCAAGGACUGGGAUCUGGGAGACCGAAGCCAUGGGUGCAGGAGGAACACUCCAUUAGGCUGUGAGAAUGAGGGAAACAAGCCAGGUCUUGCAGCUAAGUUCUACCCCGUGCAAGGUAGUAUGAGGUUGCCCCAUGAGGGAGCAAAAGUACCGGCCACGACAAGUGGAGAUGACUGCCAACGGAUUUGCUUGGGCAACUGUUCUUGCACUGCAUAUUCGUACGGUAAAGGAGGCUGCUCUAUUUGGCAUGGGAAAUUGUACAAUGUAAAACAACAAUCUGAUGCUUCUUCAGCAGCAAAUGGCGAUACGCUUUAUAUCCGCCUUGCCGCAGCAGAGCUGCCAGAAAGUGUGGUAAGUAAGAAGCAGAGUGGAAUCAACCUCGUCGGUGCUGCGGUUGGUGCAAGCGCUGCUGCUCUUGUCCUGGUGAUUCUUGGAUUGGUGAUUUGGAGUAAAAAAGGGAAGUGGUUUACUAGCACGCCGGUAAAUGGAGUUGGGAUCAUUUCAUUUCGGUAUGCUGAUUUGCAACGUGCAACUAAGAACUUCACAGAAAGGUUAGGAGGGGGCAGUUUCGGUUCUGUAUUCAAGGGGUAUCUAAGUGACUCAGUCACCUUGGCAGUGAAAAGACUUGAAGGUGCCCAUCAAGGAGAUAAGCAAUUCAGAGCAGAAGUGAGUUCAGUUGGAAUCAUCCAGCACAUCAACUUAGUCAAACUGAUAGGGUUUUGUUGCAAAGGCGACGAGAGGCUGCUUGUGUAUGAAUUCAUGCCGAAUCAAUCCCUUGAUGUGCAUCUAUUUAAGGCCAAUGGUACAGUUUUGGACUGGAGUCUCAGAUACCAGAUAGCUAUUGGAGUUGCCAGAGGCCUAGCCUACUUGCACACUGGUUGUCGGGAUUGCAUUAUACAUUGUGAUAUCAAGCCAGAAAACAUACUUCUCGACACUUCAUUCGUAGCCAAAAUUGCAGACUUUGGAAUGGCAAAGGUUUUGGGGAGAGAAUUUAGUCAAGCAUUGACUACAACGAGAGGAACCAUUGGAUAUCUUGCUCCUGAAUGGAUUAGCGGAUCAGCUGUUACAUCUAAAGUUGAUGUUUACAGUUAUGGGAUGGUUUUGUUUGAAAUCAUAUCAGGAAGGAGAAAUUCAAGUCAAGUUGAGGAUGGUGAUUAUUCAGCCUUUUUUCCUCUACAAGUUGCAAGAAAGCUUCUCAGUGGAGAAAUUGGAAGUCUGGUAGACCCAAAUUUGCAAGGUGACGUGAACCUUGAGGAGGUUGUAAGAGUUUGCAAAGUUGCAUGUUGGUGCAUUCAAGAUGAUGAGUUUGAUCGACCGACCAUGGCCGAGGUGGUGCAGUUUCUUGAGGGUGUUAUUGAGGUUGAUAUGCCUCGAGUGCCGAGACUACUGAAUGCAAUCACAGCAGGAGUAGGUUCACCAACAUCUGACACUUAGUUUUACGUCAAACUUAUGUAUACCUAUCGCAACAUUUUAGACCCAAACGGACGAAAUGCGGACAAACCACUCAUCCGUUUGGGUCGGUGCGUUGGAGGUGCUCUAAUUGACUCAAACUCAUUCUGGACACUCUUGUCUGCAUUCUGUAAUAAAUGAACAAAGAACUAGUUUCAGUCU
Triticum aestivum (bread wheat) is the source of this 2723-nucleotide messenger RNA. RefSeq names its product G-type lectin S-receptor-like serine/threonine-protein kinase At2g19130. The transcript has a single exon. Bases 150 to 2546 code for a protein of 798 amino acids. Gene Ontology annotation, biological process: protein phosphorylation; recognition of pollen. The record is from RefSeq and is a predicted model, not a curated record. NCBI's taxonomy places the organism in Eukaryota, Viridiplantae, Streptophyta, Magnoliopsida, Poales, Poaceae. Gene Ontology annotation, molecular function: protein serine/threonine kinase activity; ATP binding.